This is a messenger RNA of Pyrgilauda ruficollis (rufous-necked snowfinch), 1649 nucleotides long. It is a transcript of the gene HUS1, whose product is annotated as HUS1 checkpoint clamp component. NCBI's taxonomy places the organism in Eukaryota, Metazoa, Chordata, Aves, Passeriformes, Passeridae. The transcript has 8 exons. Gene Ontology annotation, biological process: nucleotide-excision repair; mitotic intra-S DNA damage checkpoint signaling; double-strand break repair via homologous recombination. Gene Ontology annotation, cellular component: site of double-strand break; checkpoint clamp complex; nucleolus. The record is from RefSeq and is a predicted model, not a curated record. Bases 244 to 939 code for a protein of 231 amino acids.
AGCGGUUUGGGUGUGAGGCCCCUCCCUCCCUGACCGCCUUCCGUGGCAGCGGGCAAGGGGCUGGGAGGGCCGGCGCUGCCAUGCGAUUUCGGGCUAAGAUUGUGGAUCUCGCCUGCCUGAAUCACUUCAGCCGUGAGUAUAAUUAACACAAUCGCCAAGUUAGCCAAGACCUGCAUCCUGCGCCUUACCGUCUGCAAGCUGUAUUUCAUCCUCUCCGAUAAAGUAGCAAAUGGAGGCGCCAGUAUGUGGUGUGAGCUGAGCCAGGGGAACUUCUUUGAUGAAUUUCAGAUGGAAGGAGUAGCUGCAGAGCACAAUGAAAUCUAUUUCGAGUUUGUGCCUGAGAACCUGUGGAGAGCAUUAAAAACUGCCCAGAGUGCUAAGGCAGUGAAGAUCAAGUUGACUAAUAAACACUGUCCCUGUCUCAGAGUUGCUGUGGAGCUACCAUCCUUAUCAAGCAGCAGCAGGAUUGUGACACAUGACAUUCCUGUGGGAGUUAUUCCCAGAAGAAUGUGGAAUGACUUCAGAGAGCCCAGUGUGCCAGACUUUGAUGUCAGUAUUUACCUACCAGUGCUGAAAACAAUGAAGAGUGUUGUGGAAAGGAUGAAGAAUCUCAGCAAUUUCAUUGUGAUUGAAGCAAACUUGAGUGGUGAAAUGAACUUGAAAAUAGAAACUGACUUAGUAUCAGUAACAACACAUUUUAAAGACCUGGGAAAUCCUCCCUGGGCAUCAGAGGAUGGAUGUCAAAGUUCUGCUCAGGGCAGAGAUCUGGAAAGUAUGGCUGAAGCAUGCAUAGACAUCAAGAAGCUGCAGCAGCUGCUUGCUGGACAGCAGGUCAAUCCUACAAAAGCAUUGUGCAAUAUUGUACGUAAGAGAAUUGUCCAUUUCAUCUUGCUCCAUGAGGAGGUCUCACUUCAGUAUUUUAUUCCAGCAAUUGCCUGAGUGUUUUGGAAUCUUGGUCAUUUUCCAACCUGAGGCCUCUUUCAUGAAGUCUGAAAUCUUUCCGGAGUUGCUGGAGUAUUUUGAUGUGAGACACUGUUAGACGCAUCCAUCAGAUGGACAUUAUUUCAAUAUUUAUGAAAGCGUUCAAAAUACCUCCUCAUCCAGACAGCCAUGUUUGUGAAUAGUUAUAUGCUAUGAAAGACACAAUGCUGGGGAGCGUUGGUAUAUCUUACUCUUAGGAGGAGCAAAACUGAAAUUUGUCUUAGCCACAGCUCAAAACAUCCCAAAAGCACACUGAAUUAAAUACUUCAGUCUUCUCAAAAAACUAAAGGUAGAAUUCACCUCUGGAGCUGCUGUUGUGUGUAUUCAGUAUUGAGAAAUGCAAUCCUAGUUAAGGGAUCUCUGAGCAAGCUGUCAUACCUCCAUGAAACAGGAGAACCUUCUGGAGGGUUGCCUGAUUGGUAUUUGCCUGGACAAGUAUGCACAGCCCUCCUGAAGUCGUAUGGACUUGAAUUCUGUUCUAGCAGGAGUGUUUUGACUCGUGCUUACUCUUUGUUUAACUCUUGGCCUGGGAGGAUGAGCAAAACAGUCUGGAUUACUUUGUUAAUGUGGGCAGUGAAAAUCACUAUGUACAGAAUGAAUAUCAUAUGAGGACACGUGUGAGCACAGCAAUUGGUGUGAAAUAAAGAGCCAGUUAUCUGUGGAUCACA